Messenger RNA from Parnassius apollo (apollo), 303 nucleotides. Lineage: Eukaryota; Metazoa; Arthropoda; Insecta; Lepidoptera; Papilionidae. The record is from the annotation of a GenBank genome assembly.
AUGGCAACUAAUGUAAUACAGGGUCCAGAUUCAAAUCCGCUAAAUUCAGCGGAAACUGAAGUAGAAAAAUCAGAUAAUGAAUUGAUAAUGUUGAGUCAGAUACAGAACGAAAAUGUCAGAGAUUCAGAGUUGCUUUUACCGACCAGUAACAUUGUUCAAAAUGAUUUAAAUAAAUUUCCAACAGCUGAAGGGACUAUCGAAAAUAAAGAAAAUUUAAUAUCGCAUAAAAAGAUUAGUAGAGAAUUAAAGACAUCUGAGCUUAAUUAUUAUUGUGAGGAGGAAUCUCCUAAACUACCCCAAUAG